This is a messenger RNA of Raphanus sativus (radish), 482 nucleotides long. RefSeq lists its product as uncharacterized. Lineage: Eukaryota; Viridiplantae; Streptophyta; Magnoliopsida; Brassicales; Brassicaceae. The transcript is spliced from 2 exons. The record is from RefSeq and is a predicted model, not a curated record. The coding region runs from base 78 to 302 and encodes 74 amino acids.
UUUCUCUUUAAUUAAUUAAAACAUACUCUACUCAAAAAUUCCUCGUGAAAAAAAUUGACCAGAAAUAGAAAUUACCAAUGAAGAGAUUACAUCCAUCAAGAUCGGUCUCAGCAGCUCUGCUUCUGAUUUUGCUAGCUUUCUUUAGCAGCAAUUUUCACACUGAGGGACACAUAGAUUUGGAGACAAGCAUGGAGAAAUCUAUUGGAGGUAGCUUACGAAGAAUCCCAAGGAGUCGAUACAGUCCUAUACAGAACAAGAGAGAUCCAAGUAGGAAACAGAAGAUCACAUCAAGAGAACCAUAGAUCUUUUUCUCUCUCUGUCUCUUUUAAGUUAGAUCUUCUGAGUUUUUUUUUUGCUUGGGUUGUAAAAUAGUAUGCAUACACUUGUUUGUGAAUGCUACAGUGUAGAGUUUGAUACAUUUACUGUUUUAACUAGUUUACUCUGCCACUGUUUUUUUUUUGAGUCAGAACUCAUUGUGUAAG